AUGCUCUUUGUUUCUUCUUCGACGAUGGAAACAGAUCUGGAAAUGAGGGUUUGCUUUGAGCUAGGUUUUGCUGAGGAACAAUCGAGUCGAAGGAGAAGACGAAGGGCGACGAGAGGCGAUAGGUUUGCUUCUGACGGUGGUUCGGUCCAAGAUCAUCAGCAUUUACCCCAAGGCGAAUCCACUCACAGGUUCGCUUAUUGUUCUCACUCUACAUUCGCUUCAAGCCCUUUCGUUCCAAGGCUAACAAACGAACCCAAGUUCGUUCCAAGUCCGUCGAUUAUACCCCAAAGCGAAUCCAUGUCAACAAAUCCAAUCACAGGCGAACAUUCACAGUUUUGGAGGCGACGUGGCAAGCUUUUUCACAUCACCCACUGUGUGGCUCCAAAGCAUUCGAAACUUUCAAAUGCAAAAGAACAAGCGGUGAGACGCACAGAGAGCUCCCUCUCAAUGGCGAGCACCGCUUCUUCUACAUUCGGAUCGCCCAAACUCCACUUCUCCCAAUCAUUCACGCACAAAAUUUCAUCUUCAUCAUCGACUCUGCCCAGGAAAACUCGGGUUCCUUCGAUUUCUUCGAAACCAAGCAGAAUAAUAUCAAUAUGCUCGUGUUUAACAGAUAGUUCUUCACUCGAAGCAGUCAAAGCAAUCAGCCCCAAAGUUCAAGUCGAAACAUGCACCUGGAAUUGGAAAGGCUAUUCAAUUCGAUACCAGUACGCCGGAAACAGUGGCCCUGCAUUGGUUUUAGUUCAUGGAUUCGGAGCAAACAGUGACCAUUGGCGCAAAAACAUCCCUGUUCUUGCAGAAUCACAUAGGGUAUUCUCAAUCGAUCUUAUUGGCUAUGGUUAUUCCGACAAACCAAAUCCUCGUGAUCUUGGAGACACUCCAUUUUAUACAUUUGAGACAUGGGGUUCUCAAAUAAACGACUUUUGUACAGAAAUAGUUAAAGAUCAAGCAUUCUUUAUCUGCAAUUCAAUCGGAGGACUUGUUGGUCUUCAAGCAGCAGUAACAGAUCCAAGCAUCUGUAAAGGCAUUGUUCUUCUAAAUAUCUCUCUUCGUAUGCUUCACAUAACAAAGCAACCAUGGUUUGGGAGACCCUUAAUUAGAUCUUUCCAGAACUUACUGAGGAAUACCCCUGUUGGAAAGUUCUUUUUUCAAACUGUCGCAACACGAGAAUCCGUUAGGAAUAUUCUUUGUCAGUGUUAUCAUGAUACUUCCCAAGUGACUGAAGAACUAGUGGACGCAAUCCUUCUUCCAGGGCUUGAGCCUGGUGCUGCUGACGUGUUCCUUGAAUUUAUCUGUUAUUCAGAUGGCCCGCUUCCCGAAGAACUACUGCCUCUAGUAAAGUGUCCGGUGUUAGUGGCAUGGGGGGAUAAAGAUCCUUGGGAACCCGUUGAACUCGGAAAAGCUUAUGGACAAUUUGACACUGUUGAAGAUUUUGUUGUCCUUCCUGACGUUGGUCAUUGCCCUCAGGAUGAAGCGCCUCAUUUGGUGAACCCGUUAGUCGAGUCUUUUAUCGCACGCCAUGCAACAAUGAAAAGUUAGUUUUUGUUAAUUGACAUGAAAAAUUACCAUUUUCUUGUUUUAUUUACAUGUUCAAAAUUUAAGUCAAAGCGGCUU
Molecule: messenger RNA, 1614 nt
Organism: Lactuca virosa
Lineage: Eukaryota; Viridiplantae; Streptophyta; Magnoliopsida; Asterales; Asteraceae
Source: the annotation of a GenBank genome assembly